This is a messenger RNA of Phacochoerus africanus (Common warthog), 939 nucleotides long. RefSeq names its product olfactory receptor 7A10-like. Gene Ontology annotation, biological process: G protein-coupled receptor signaling pathway. Gene Ontology annotation, molecular function: G protein-coupled receptor activity; olfactory receptor activity. The transcript has a single exon. NCBI's taxonomy places the organism in Eukaryota, Metazoa, Chordata, Mammalia, Artiodactyla, Suidae. The coding region runs from base 1 to 939 and encodes 312 amino acids. The record is from RefSeq and is a predicted model, not a curated record. Gene Ontology annotation, cellular component: membrane.
AUGGAAUCAGAAAACCAUACAAGUGUCUCAGAAUUCCUCCUCCUGGGCCUCUCAGAGGAUCCUGAACUGCAGCCCCUCCUCUUUGGGCUGUUCCUAUCCAUGUACUUGGUGACGGUGCUUGGUAACCUGCUUAUCAUCUUUGCUGUUGUCUCCGACUCCCACCUCCACACCCCCAUGUACUUCUUCCUCUCCAACCUGUCAUUCACCGACAUCUCUUUCACCUCCACUAUAGUCCCUCAGAUGCUGGUGAAUAUCCAGACAGGGAACAAAGCCAUCACCUAUGCAGGCUGCCUCACUCAAGUGUCCUUUUUCAUGGUGUUCAUAUGCAUGGACAAUUUACUCCUGACCAUCAUGGCUUACGACCGCUAUGUGGCCAUCUGCCACCCUCUGUGUUACACAGUCAUCAUGAACCCGUGCCUCUGUGGUCUGCUGGUUCUCCUCUCCUUGUUCAUUAGCGUUAUGAAUGCCCUGCUCCAGAGUCUGAUGGUGUUGCGUCUGUCCUUCUGCACAGACUUGAAGAUCCCCCAUUUCUUCUGCGAGCUCGCUCAGCUCCUCAAACUCGCCUGUUCCGAUACGCUUAUCAAUGACAUCCUGGUGUAUCUGGUGACGAGCCUGUUAGGUAUUGGUCCCCUCUCAGGGAUAGUUUUUUCUUACACUCGGAUUGUGUCCUCCAUCCUGAGAAGCCCAGCAGUUGGUGCAAAGUACAAAGCUUUUUCCACCUGUGGGUCUCACCUGUCUGUUGUGUUCUUAUUCUAUGGGACUUGCGUUGGCGUCUACCUUAGUUCCGCAGCCGCUCUCUCCUCCAGGAGGAGGGCAGUGGCCUCAGUGAUGUACACCGUGGUCACUCCCAUGAUGAACCCCUUCAUCUACAGCCUGAGGAACAGAGACAUAAAGGGAGCCUUGAGGAAACUCCUCUCUGGAACAUCUUCCUUUUCAUGA